AUGUCUGGAUUCAGGUCCCUUUCCCAAAUAAUCCCAAUUCAUGAGAGCACGCUGGGAAUACGGAAGCGGAAUAUAUCGCAGAUCUCUUCUCAGCAGUUGGAUCAAGAUAUAAUCAUGCGAUCAUUUCAUCCUCAGCCGGAGCAUCCAGACCCUAACAAGGCUAUAGUUGUACGGAAUAAGCCAGGAGCUUGGCUAUCAAGCCAAUUGAACGCGGAGAGCUCCUUGUAUGGCAAUCAUAUCGAUUGGUCACUGGCUGUGCACCAAAGGCCUGCAAUGAACCAUGCUGCGCCGGAAUAUUUUUCUGGAGAUGAGCGUGCUUGGCAGCACAGUCUCGAUCAUGACGCAAACCAUUGUAAUCUGUCGCAAUCAACAAAGUGUCGAAUGAAUAACUUUCCUGGGGGUUAUCAUCGUGGUGGUUCUGCACCACCAGCAGCCGGACGAUCGGUUUCGAACGAAGAGUACUGUCAUCAUAUCGGUGAAAGAUGGCUGAAUCCAUCAUCCCAUUCGGCGCUCAUUGUGUAUAAACAUGGCCAGGAGGGCCCAACUGAAAAUGACGAGACUGGAGCAGGAGAAGUAGAUGCUACCAGAUUAAACAUAUCCGCUGACAACUCAAAUCAUCUUGGUUUUAUCGUUCUCCUGUUUGGUGCAAAAUUGAUGAUUGUAAAAGGAUUUCUGGUUGGUUCCGAGAUGACUGAAGAUACAACUCUCAUAGCUUUGUACGAAGUUGCACAUGAAAAUAUGGAGCUGAAGAUGGCCAUGGUGCAGCAAAAAAACAUGGAGGAGGAGCUUAUGAAGCAGCCUCAGGAAUGGAAAUCAAGAUAUUGGACCGCUCAAGAGCAUCAGCGAUUCCUCGAUGGGCUGAAGGUUCAUGGUCAACGCAAUUUCAAAGCAAUCGCAACUCUUGUUGGUACGAGAACGUCUACCCAGGAAAGCGCACAACAAGUCAUCAACAGAACCCGAGUCCAUGCAGUCAUCAUCGUCUCCGCCAUCGGGUGA
This is a messenger RNA of Guillardia theta CCMP2712, 996 nucleotides long. RefSeq lists its product as hypothetical. The record is from RefSeq and is a predicted model, not a curated record. The coding region runs from base 1 to 996 and encodes 331 amino acids. The transcript is spliced from 12 exons. Lineage: Eukaryota; Cryptophyceae; Pyrenomonadales; Geminigeraceae.